Nestor notabilis (Kea) is the source of this 453-nucleotide messenger RNA. RefSeq names its product RING finger and transmembrane domain-containing protein 2-like. The transcript is spliced from 4 exons. The annotation marks the transcript as partial. Gene Ontology annotation, molecular function: ubiquitin protein ligase activity. The record is from RefSeq and is a predicted model, not a curated record. Gene Ontology annotation, biological process: positive regulation of ERAD pathway. NCBI's taxonomy places the organism in Eukaryota, Metazoa, Chordata, Aves, Psittaciformes, Psittacidae.
GGGAAGUUCUACCUGAUUAUUGAGGAGCUAAGCCAGCUCUUCCGCUCCCUUGUCCCCAUCCAGCUAUGGUAUAAAUACAUCAUGGGAGAUGAUCCAUCCAGCAGCUACUUCCUUGGUGGUAUCCUGAUUAUCCUGUACAGCCUCUGCAAGUCCUUUGACAUCUGUGGUCGUCUGGGAAGUGUCAGGAAGGCACUGAAGGUCCUCUGCACCCCACAGACCUAUGGAGUUCGUGCCACCAGCCAGCAGUGCACUGAGGCAGGUGACAUCUGUGCCAUUUGCCAAGCAGAAUUCAGGGAACCUUUGAUCCUGAUGUGCCAGCACGUGUUCUGUGAAGAAUGCCUCUGCCUCUGGUUUGACCGGGAGAAGACCUGUCCUCUUUGCCGUUCUGUCACGGUAGAAACCCUGCGUUGCUGGAAGGAUGGCACCACCUCUGCUCAUUUCCAGGUGUAUUAG